AUGGUCCUCGAAACUUUAGCAGCUGUAGGGCUGGCCGGCAAUAUUUUUCAAUUCAUCGAUUUCACUGGUAAACUAUUCAAUACUGCAGUCAAGAUCUACCAGUCGCAAGAUGGCGCCACGCGCGAGGCUGAGUCCGAUGAAGAUAUCGCAUGGAGUUUGCAGCAGUCUUGCGAAAAGCUGAAUGCGGGUAUCAAUAGUAUUCAAGAGAACAAGCUGGCUACGCAGACAACCCGCACCUCGCUUGUAACCCUGGCCACCAACUGCAAAGCUGCAGCGGAGGAGAUGAUAGUUGCGCUCGAAGCAUUGAAAUCGAAGAAGCCUGGUUCGAAGUGGAAGAGUCUCAAAGCGGCUCUUGCGACGGCAUGGAAAGAGAGCGAUUUAGAAGCAAUGAGGAGGAAAUUGGACACAUAUCGGUCGCAACUCGUACUAGAACUGCAAAUUUUACAAGGGUAUAAGAUCAAGGUUGCGCAACAACAGCUAAAGCUGCAAUUCGAAGCGACAGUAUCCCAGAAAGUCACUACCCCAGUCGUUCCAGAAAAGCCAGAAGUCAUUCAGGCAGCCAUGAGCCAAUCCCCUGAGUUUGUCCCAAUGGUUCAAAAAGAAGCCAUAGACCUGUGCAGCAACAAGGCCGUUCUUAGCAGCCUUAGGUUUGACCAGAUGAGGUUUCGACACUCCAAGAUCCCUCAAGCUCAUCAAAACACCUUCAGCUGGAUGUACUCAAAGUGCUUCGAGCCAUGGCUUGAGAGCUCCGAGAAGGUCUACUGGAUCAGUGGCAAACCUGGUAGUGGUAAAAGUACGCUGGUCAAAUAUCUGGUGGAUAACGAUCAGACUCCCAUCAGUCUGCGUCAAUGGGCAGGGCCAGAUACUCGUCUCGUGAUCACAAGCUACUUCUUCUGGGUCAAUGGAUCCGAAUUACAACGAUCCCAAGAAGGUCUUUUGCGAACCCUUCUGUUCGAGAUUCUACAAGAAUUCCCAGCGCUGAUAAAAUUGGUGGCUCCUGAAGCUUGGAAUGAUGUGCAAACAGCAAUGAUCGGCCGUUCUGCUGACGUUGAAAUUGUCUGGUCUCAAAGGGCACUUCUCGCAGCAUUCGAGCGACUCUCUAAGAUGGGCCAAGUCGCUACUGCUUUCUGCAUGUUCAUCGAUGGCCUGGACGAGUACAGAGGCGACCAAGACGAUCUCAUAAAGACGAUUUCGUUCCUAGAAUGUCUCAAUGUCAAGUUGUGUAUCGCGAGUAGACCCUGGAAUAUUUUCAAAGAUGCGUAUGGCAACAAACCACACUGUCAGCUUCGUCUUGAAGACCUCAACAAGAAGGAUAUUCAGCGCUACGUGCAGGAUCACUUGGGCACACGACAUGAUUUUCAAAAUCUCAGAGACAUGGAUCAUCAGGCGAAUGAGAUACUCGACGAAAUAGUCGAAAAGUCGCAAGGAGUAUUCCUUUGGGUACACCUUGUGGUGCGUUCCUUGGUGGAUGGGCUACGCAAUGCGGAUCGCAUGUCGCAAUUACACGAGCGACUGCACUCGUUGCCCGCUGACUUGGAAGAUUUUUACCGCCACAUAUUCCUGUCCUUAGAUCCGUUCUACAGGAAGCAACUAGCUCAAAUGUUCCAGGUCACUCUUGCGCGAUCCGAUCCGCUGUCGCCUCUGGCCUACUGGUACUUGGACGAGCAAGAAGAUGACCCUUCCGUGGCUCUGGAAAUGCCUUGCCAUCUUUUGUCAACACAGCAAAUUUACGUUAAAAUGCUAGAGGUUCAGAAACGAAUCAACGGACGAAGUAAGGGGAUGCUUGAGAUAACUCCACCAAUCGUCGAAGGAUCUAGCCAAUCCAGAGUUGAUUUUCUACACAGGACAGUCCAGGAUUUUCUCAUGACGACAGACAUGCAGGAAAUUUUGAAAAGCCACCAGGCAAAAGAUUUUGAUGCAGAUCUAGCAAUAUGCGGUGCGCUAUUGGCCGAGUUCAAA
Paraphaeosphaeria sporulosa is the source of this 1959-nucleotide messenger RNA. RefSeq lists its product as uncharacterized. The transcript is spliced from 2 exons. The record is from RefSeq and is a predicted model, not a curated record. NCBI's taxonomy places the organism in Eukaryota, Fungi, Ascomycota, Dothideomycetes, Pleosporales, Didymosphaeriaceae. The annotation marks the transcript as partial.